AUGCAUCUUUCUAUCAUUUUUCUGUCCCUACUGGGAAUCGGACAUGCCAUAACCCUACCUGAUCCCACCGGACCAUAUGGCGUUGCUCUCCGCUCUCAAGGCAUGACCGACAUCCGACGGGUCGACCCUUACGACCCUAAGAAGGGUCAUAGACAGGUGCUCGCCUCCAUCUUCUGGCCCAUUCUUCCAUCCACCUGUUCCGAGGAAAGCGUCCCUUACAUGCCCCCCGCCGUUGCCCAAUUCUAUGGGCAGCAGGCACAGAGCCUGGGUCUUUCCAACGAAACCUUUGCCGCUUUCAACUAUGCCGUUUGCAAGACACCUGAUUCGCAAAAGGGGUGUGAAAACAAGAAACCAUUCCCUCUUGCCGUCUUCUCGCCAGGCGCCGGCAACUCUCGGCUUCUUUACAGUAACAUGGCUCGUUCGCUUGCUAGUUAUGGAAACAUCGUGGUUUUGAUUGACCAUCCUUAUGAUGCUGAUAUCGUUGAAUUUCCCAAUGGAGAAAUAAUCAAGAGCGGCAACAUCCCUGAGACCAUGAAGGCUCUGACAGAGUUGACUGAGGUGAGAGCCAAGGAUAUCUCAUUCGUCAUUUCCAACGUCUUGCAGCCCUCUUUCCAAAGAAAGGCACUGAAAGGUCUCCCUGGAUCAGUCGAUACCAAGAAGAUAGUCGCUCUUGGCCAUUCUCUUGGUGGUGCCAGCGCGGCUGUGGCUUCCUUAUCUGAUAACCGAAUUCGCGGAGGAAUGGAUUUGGACGGUCAGAUUUUUGAGCCAGCUCUCAGUAAAGGGCUGGACAAGGCGUUCUUUCUCAUCGGUCGUCCCAAUCACAGUGAGGAGGACACAACUUGGAAGAAGUUCUACACCAAGCUUCGAGGGCCCAAGAAGGAGAUUGCAAUUAAAGGUACUGUUCAUGGAUCAUUCACUGACUACCCACAAUUGAUCCAAGCCCUUGACCUCCCUGCAUCAGCCAAGAAGGUUGUUCAGCAGCUUGUUGGGGACGUUGAUGCGGAGUAUCUUGAGAAGUUACUCUCCGAGACUAUUGUUAGUUCCAUGGACAUCUCUUUUCGCAAUACCCCCAAGGCUCCAAGAAUUUAG
Messenger RNA from Fusarium venenatum, 1089 nucleotides. RefSeq names its product Alpha/Beta hydrolase protein. Gene Ontology annotation, molecular function: 1-alkyl-2-acetylglycerophosphocholine esterase activity. The record is from RefSeq and is a predicted model, not a curated record. NCBI's taxonomy places the organism in Eukaryota, Fungi, Ascomycota, Sordariomycetes, Hypocreales, Nectriaceae.